CACAUACACUCACACCCACACUCACUCUCUACCGGGCCCCUCCCGCCUCCUGGCGAUGAUUUCCACGAAGAGGAAAUUGACCGAGACUCAAGAAGCAGCACUUGAGAAGUUCCGUGAGGCUGUACUGGACGUGUCACCAUGGUUACCGUACAGCGAUGAUCAUUACCUCCUCAAGUGGCUCAGAGCCAGGAAAUUCAACGUAAAAGAUGCUGAGAUGAUGAUUCGAAAGCACGUGGAGUUCCGGAAGCUGAUGGAUGUCGACCACCUCGUCAGGCACUGGAAGCCGUCAGAGGUGGUGGAGAAGUAUUUCUCCGGCGGCCUGUGUGGCUGGGAUCGCCAGGGGUCGCCCUUGUGGUGGGAGGUCGUCGGUGACCUCGACCCCAGUGGCCUCAUGAGGUCAGAGCGACCUCACGCGUUCAUGUGCAGCAAAGUGCGAGAGCUGGAGAUGAUGUUGGCCGAGUGCCAGCAACAGACUCAGCUGCUGGGCAGACAGGUGGACAGCAUGGUGGUGAUCAUGGACCUACACAAUCUGAGCCGGAAACAUCUUUGGAAACCUUUCCUCGAGAGCAACCUGGAGAUGCUGAGGAUGUUUGAAGCCAACUACCCAGAGUGUCUCAAGACCGUGUUCAUUAUCAGAGCUCCCCGAAUCUUCCCGCUGGUCUACAACAUCGUGAAACCGAUCAUCAGUGAAGACACCAAGCUGAAGAUUCGUGUCCUGGGGAGUGACUUUAAGGACGUUUUGCUCUCUCACAUCGAAGCCUCCGAGCUGCCAGAGUUCUAUGGCGGGACACGGACAGGGAAGGACGGAGACCCCCGGUGCGGAGACAAGAUCCGGUUCCCCACGGAGGUCCCUCUGAGGUUCUACGCCGCCCGUGACGGAGACUAUGAGAAGUGUCUCAGUGUAGGACUGGGAUCAUCGUUCACACACAGCCUGCACGUGGAGACCAGUGGGAGCAUCAUCCAGUACCUACUCACCUACUCACUCACCUACUCACUCACCUACUCACUCACCUACUCACUCACCUACUCACUCACCUACUCACCUACUCACUCACCUACUCACUCACCUACUCACCUACUCACUCACCUACUCACUCACCUACUCACUCACUCACUAUCAGAACUGUCUGAGUGUAGGACUGGGAUCAUCGUUCACACACAGCCUGCACGUGGAGACCAGUGGGAGCAUCAUACAAUGGUCGUUCCAGACUGAGAGCCACGACAUUGGAUUCGGGGUGAGCAUGCAAAGAGGACGACGUGCAGGUGGUGGUGAUGGUGGUGGUGGUGGUGGUGAUGGUGGUGGUGAGGGUGGUGGUGAGGGUGGUGAGGGUGGUGAGGACAGGGUGGUGGUGGUGCUGGUGGCGGUGAGGAGGCACAACGCUCACCUCGUUCCGGAGCACGGGGAGCUAACGGCACACGAGCCCGGAAUCUACUCGUUGGUGUUUGACAACUCCUACUCGUGGGUGCACUCCAAGAAGCUCAAAUUCACUGUCAAGAUGCUCCCACCCCUGCCUGCUACAGUCACCCAGUCACCCAGUCAGGCACCCAGUCAGUCAGUGACUCAGUCACCCAGUCAGUCACUCAGUCAGUCAGUCACUCAGUGACUCAGUCACCCAGUCACCCAGU
Molecule: messenger RNA, 1626 nt
Organism: Petromyzon marinus (sea lamprey)
Lineage: Eukaryota; Metazoa; Chordata; Hyperoartia; Petromyzontiformes; Petromyzontidae
Source: RefSeq, a predicted model, not a curated record